Botrytis cinerea B05.10 is the source of this 2011-nucleotide messenger RNA. RefSeq lists its product as hypothetical. Bases 192 to 1700 code for a protein of 502 amino acids. Lineage: Eukaryota; Fungi; Ascomycota; Leotiomycetes; Helotiales; Sclerotiniaceae. The transcript has 3 exons. The record is from RefSeq and is a predicted model, not a curated record.
GGUGUUGGUUUUGAACGACUUGAGAUAACAUAUUUCUCAAAGUUAUAAUAUACCCUACUAUUUCAUCAUUGUACACUCGCUGUUCUGCAACAGUCUUUUCCAAAACCGAAAGUAACAUCUGUCUGACAUAAAAUCAUACAGUAUUAAGAUUGGAUUUUUAUUUUCUUUCCUGAAUAUAUUACUGCUUUGAAAUGACGAGACCAACAACUCAAUCGUUCCAACAGGUGAGCAUCCGGCCAGAAGCUGGGAGUCAUCAAUUUGUUCAACAGUGCCACAUCGAAGAAAGUGCCCAUAUUCAAGAGCAAGAAAAGUUUGAAGAAAACUUACUGCAGAGAUGUCCUGCCUAUCUUUGGCCUGGAAAUUCUUACCAGAAAGCGUGUCCCCGGCCCAUUCUGAUCACCAAGAAGCACCAAAAACAGCUAGAAGAAUUGCAUGAGGCAUUGACUCUAGCAAUCACGGAUAUUGUAGAAAGAUGGUGGAUCGACCAAGACGCGCAUUUUUCUGAUCGUAUGCCACUCGAACCACAAGAAGAACAGCUUCUACGCUGGAUCGAAACUCAAAUCAUCAACAACAAAUUCCCGAUUUACCGCGAGUGUCGUGGGUCGUGGCGGCCAGACUUUCUUGUUGAAGACGUACUUGGUGAGAAUGGUAUCGCAGUAGAAAACUAUCGCAUUACUGAGAUUAAUGCACGUUUUUCAUUUAAUGGGUUUCUUCAUUCGAUUCUUGCAUAUGAAGCCCUAGAAGACAUGGGAGCCGGAAAAAAUGGAUUGAGGUGUGCAGCAAAUCCAAGAAAGUUACUUGAUGGAGCCAUCAGUCUUUUUCAGACAGGAGUUCCAUUGCACCUUCUGAAAGGCAAAGAACCGGGCAUGGAUAUCCACAUGCUCCUUCAUACUAUUGAACAGCGGUUCGGCUUUAGACCCAGAAUCAUCACUCCAGCACAGCUCAGGCUUUUCCCUUCUGAUGACGGCAGCGGAUAUAAGCUUUGCUGUCUAGUGGGAGAAUAUGAGAAAAUCUCCCCCUUUGCCUGGCAGACCAAUGUUGGUGAAUUUGUUGAGGAAAUCUACCAACUCGGCCUUGAGCUACAUCAAUCAGAGCUCCUCGCUCUAGAGCCGGAGAUGCUACGCCAGAUUAGUCUCCAUUGUUUUAAUGACUUACGUUCAAUAUUUCUGACACAUGAUAAGCGAAUGCUAGGCAUAUUGAAGCAAGAGUUGAAUUCGCUGGUUACAAGAUGCGUGAUUACUGGUGCACAAGCAAAAAUUCUUGAUCAAGGGAUUGCGGAUACAUACCUUCCUGGAUCAAAAGAAUUGGAGAGACUCUUUUGUCUAGCGGAACAGUUUCCGGAUUUACGAAAAGAGUUUAUUCUGAAGCCUAUUCGUAGUGGCAAAGGAGCGGGAAUUGUGUUUGGUGAAGAAUUCACAGCUGAAGACUGGAUCUCCGCUUUACAGCUUCAACGGAGCACUCAGAUAAUCCCAGGAGUUACCUGUGUGGUGCAGCGUCGAAUUACCCCAAGACUUUAUGGUCUUGUUCUAAGCUCUUCCGGUGUUUGUGUUCAAGUUCAAAAUCCCCUCGUCGGAACAUAUUUUGUCGUACACGGGAGAUUGCUUGGCCUUGGUUUAUGGCGUAGCAGUCCUGACAAGAUCUGUGCUAUCAGUAAUGGAGGAGCCUGGGUAUGCUCAGUCAUUUCUCAAGAUGAACUUUAGUAUUUUGAUAGCUUAUGUUUCGAUGCCUUCGUUGCUUCAGUGAUUUAAUUUAAUUUUUUGGGUGGUUUUAAACAAUGUUUACUACGAACUUGAUUUUAUCUCAUUUUAAACAAAAAGACUUUAUUAGACAAAUGCACACAGGAGAAAUAUCCUGAGUCAAUAUCUAUCCAAUAAAAUCUGUGCUGCUCAGAACAACGUUUAAUAAUUCACAUUAUUUUCCUGAGACUUAUACUCUGGACGAUUAAUAAUGAAAUACGCUCUAUUUCCAGGCCAGGUGUAAGUACUAGAUAGCGUUGUCAAUAUAUAGAACA